This is a messenger RNA of Nilaparvata lugens (brown planthopper), 1956 nucleotides long. RefSeq names its product DNA helicase MCM9. The transcript is spliced from 11 exons. Gene Ontology annotation, molecular function: ATP hydrolysis activity; single-stranded DNA helicase activity; ATP binding. Bases 217 to 1956 code for a protein of 579 amino acids. Gene Ontology annotation, biological process: DNA replication; double-strand break repair via homologous recombination. The record is from RefSeq and is a predicted model, not a curated record. Gene Ontology annotation, cellular component: MCM complex; nucleus. NCBI's taxonomy places the organism in Eukaryota, Metazoa, Arthropoda, Insecta, Hemiptera, Delphacidae.
AGGCACAAGAGCAAAAAAUGUGCUUAGCUUACCGCCCACUUAUUGCUAACAUAACUUAUAUUAUGUUACUUUCCUUAAAUAUUUAGCUUUUCUUGUCAUAUAGACUGUAUUCUCAAGUCUUCAUUCCCAUUUGAAAACUCAUUUUGAAAGUUAUGUGCUUAUAAUAGAUAGGUCUAUUAGAAGUUUUUGUUGGGCCAUGCUAGUAAGUGAAGAGGAAUGGAAACUGCAGAUCUUUUCAGUGAGCUUGUAGAAACUCAACAUCAUACGGAUCUACUUGAUAUCUUAAGAAACAAAAAUAACUCUAUGCACUUCUCAGUAACUGUCAACUUUGUUACCCUAUUUGAAACAAGUGCCCAGCUGGGAGAUGAUAUUCUAUCGAACCCCAAAGAUGUUCUGCCAUUAUGUGACCAGGCACUUGUUGCUGCACAACGCAAAAUUCUUGCAAAGUUUUCCGAACAAGAAAUCACGUCAGAGGGGCUUACAUUGAAGACUAAGGUCCAUGCCAGGCUUGCAGGACUUCCUGUGUGUCCAGAACUGAAUCGGUCAGUAUUUCCGGGAAAUGAGGACUUGAGCAGCUUCCUGAGAGUGACAGGAACUGUAAUCAGGACAAUGAUUCCAAAAGUCCUCGAGUAUAGAAGAAACUACUUUUGCCCCAAGUGUAAAAAAUCUACUCUUAUCGAGGCAGAGUACGAAAUGCACUAUGUUAUCCCGCAGCCCAAUGGUUGCCAAGUGACUGAAGGCUGCAAGGGUAUGCCAAGCGUUGUGAAGGCUGUUGAUGAUAACAACUUCAAAGAUUAUCAGGAGAUCAAAAUUCAGGAGCAAGUUACUAUGCUGAGCAUGGGUAGAAUCCCUCGAUCAUUGUGGGUGACACUGGAGGAUGAUUUGGUUGGCAUGUGCAAGCCAGGGGAUGAUAUUGUUGUUAGUGGCAUUUUAUUGAGAAGAUGGAAGCCAACAACCGUACCUGGCAGCCGAUUUGACAUCGAAUUGGUGCUGCUAGCCAAUCACAUUCAAGUGUGCAACGACCAUCGCGCCUCCAUGCUCGUAACACGAGAGAUAAGAGAUGAAUUCUCUGAAUUUUGGAAAUCGAAUGCCAGCUGUCCGUUUGAUGCCCGAAACCAGAUUUUAGCUUCGAUAUGUCCUCAAGUGUACGGACUGUACCUGGUGAAGUUGGCGGUGGGCUGCGUGUUGGCGGGGGGAGUGACCCGGGGUGGUGGCGAGGGUGGGGGCGGUGGCCGGGUUCGGGGAGAGUCCCACCUGUUGCUGGUGGGUGACCCGGGCACAGGAAAGUCCCACAUCCUCAACUUUGCGUCGCAGCUGUGUCCGCGCUCUGUGCAUACCACCGGAGUGGGCGCCACCACGGCUGGCCUCACUGUCAGUGCCAUUCAGGAAAAUGGCGAAUGGCAGCUUGAAGCCGGUGCUCUGGUUUUAUCUGAUGGAGGGAUCUGUUGCAUCGACGAAUUCAAUUCAAUUAGAGAACAUGACAGGACCAGCAUCCAUGAGGCAAUGGAGCAACAGACCAUAAGUGUUGCAAAAGCUGGUCUAGUGUGUAAACUGAAUACAAGAUGUUCAGUGCUGGCGGCAACAAACCCGAAAGGCCAAUAUGACAGAGAUCAGCCGAUGAGUGUGAAUGUGGCGUUGGCCAGCCCUCUACUCAGUCGAUUCGACCUGGUGCUCAUUCUGCUCGACUCCAGAAAUGCUGAGUGGGACAAAAUGGUUUCAAGUUUUAUUUUGAAAAACAAAGAUCCACUCUCUGACCGUUCCAUGUUUAGUCAGAAAACAUCACUGUGGAGUCUUGAAAAACUUCGAGCGUAUUUUUGUGUGAUCAAGGAGUUGGAGCCGACUUUCACGCCCAACGCCAACACAAUAAUCACCUCCUACUAUCAGGCUCAGAGAAAGGCUGAGUCGAGAAAUAAAGCAAGGACCACUGUUAGGCUACUCGAAAGUUUGGUCAGGUAA